Molecule: messenger RNA, 1266 nt
Organism: Cryptococcus wingfieldii CBS 7118
Lineage: Eukaryota; Fungi; Basidiomycota; Tremellomycetes; Tremellales; Cryptococcaceae
Exons: 3
Coding region: 1-1266 (421 amino acids)
Source: RefSeq, a predicted model, not a curated record
AUGAGCAUGUUCUUCAAAGACAAUAAUCCUACCCCCAGACGCACCUUCACAUCACCAAAUAACAAGAAAUUUGCCAUCACGCCGGUCAAAGCCGUCGCACAGACAUCGCUAUCACACGCCAGCCCGCUAUUUCGGAUACCCAGCUUUGACCACCCAAGUGCCACUGCUGGAGCCGGUCCAUCUCAGAGGCAAAGUGGAUCGAACCUCCGAGACCAUGGUGGGCGUAUAUCCCCCACAAAGAAGAUAGCAAGGACGUUUGGGUCUGCCAGUACGCCGGUCUUGACAAUAGCGAGUGGACGGGCUGAGAUCGAACAUCGGCGGUAUGGGAGUAGUGAUCUUGAAAGAGUGUUGGACCGUGUCUUUGCCAAACAUGACAAAGCCUCCCAGGACUUGGGUGGGAGGGUGCCCGUAUUCUCCAAACCAAAGGGAAGCCAUCGUACGGAAUUCAAGACUACACACGGGCAUCACACGAAAGCCUGGAGUACAGGCUCUACUGCAUCCGGGCUUUUUCCCAACUUUGCCAUUGGGGCCAGUGGAAGAGGAGACGAUCAAUCUGAUGUGUUUUCCGAGAUACUCACACCUAACACGCUUCGCUCUCCUACGACUGUGUUUACCGAUCUUGGUACUCUGUCCGAAUAUGACCCCUCAACUGCCGGCUACAUAGCACCUGAUCCGUUACAUGGUAGAAUGUUUCAAGGAGUCAAACCCAGGGCCAAGUUGUCUUGGGUCCAGCAGUACGACAAUAUGCUGCCUGCGAUGGGUACCAGAUCUUUUGAAGAAGGUAUCCACCCCGAGGGACUUGUUGAAGAGAAUACCGAGGUGGUAGCUCGUAUAGUCGACCUCUCGGCCCGGGUCCAAUCGAUGAUCACCGAGGGCGAGGGUGCGCUCAGAUCAGCGCCACCCAUACUCCCUCCCACCUCUUCACAUUCACCGGACGAAAAUGUACUGGACCGGACCGUUGGGACUAGUGUAGAGGAGGCCGACGACACCGGCUGGGAUCUCUGUGACGCUCUUGACCUGGCCAUCUCCAUUGGUAUAGCAAAGCGAAUAGAGCUUGAUUUCGCCGCUGAAGCCGUGCUUGAGGCGGACCCACGCGAUGGGGAGUGCAUCGCAACCGCCAAGAGAAGAAAGGACAGUCAAUGUCUUGGAGAGAGGAUAUCGCAUAGGCAGACUGAGACUGAGAUGGAGGGGCAUGUAAAUGCGGUGGGACUUGUGCGAUCUCGUAGUCUUGGGCUGCUGAGGUAUGGGGGGGUGGACGUCAUGUGA